AUGAGCAAAGAUAACGGAGAUGAUACAGCACAGGUUGAUUCUGUGACUGUAGAUGCUGAUGAUGCUAAGAGGGAGAAGAUUGAGCAAAUCGAAAAAUACAAGCAAGAGUCAACCUUGCUAAUCCACAACAUCAAACAACUACAACAAUUGAACAACAAAUUGAACAAUGAUCUUGUUUAUAUUCAAGAUUACGUUAGUAAACUUAUAAAACAAUGA
This is a messenger RNA of Lodderomyces margitis, 216 nucleotides long. RefSeq lists its product as uncharacterized. The transcript has a single exon. NCBI's taxonomy places the organism in Eukaryota, Fungi, Ascomycota, Pichiomycetes, Serinales, Debaryomycetaceae. The record is from RefSeq and is a predicted model, not a curated record. Bases 1 to 216 code for a protein of 71 amino acids.